This is a messenger RNA of Tricharina praecox, 1290 nucleotides long. RefSeq names its product mitochondrial carrier domain-containing protein. Gene Ontology annotation, molecular function: ferrous iron transmembrane transporter activity. The record is from RefSeq and is a predicted model, not a curated record. The transcript has 5 exons. Gene Ontology annotation, biological process: iron import into the mitochondrion. Gene Ontology annotation, cellular component: mitochondrial membrane. NCBI's taxonomy places the organism in Eukaryota, Fungi, Ascomycota, Pezizomycetes, Pezizales, Pyronemataceae. Bases 222 to 1160 code for a protein of 312 amino acids.
CCGCUUCUUUCACUCUGCACUCCUCUCCCCCCAUUCCUCCCCCGCAACACCAGAGAUAGCCAUACCUCCGGUGUCGCACCCAAUUCCCCGCCCCCCCACGACAAGCGACCGACAGCGACCGAAGCUUCCGGCUUCCUCCCAAACAAACGUACACACACCGCCCACUUGGCGGUACUCAAGAAACAACCACGGCGUCACCCCAGAUCCCGGGCUUCCCCAGAAUGCCGGAACACAUACCAGCGGUUGAGUUGGACGAAAUCGACUACGAGAGUCUCGGAGGAGGCAGUCUCGUGUCGAACCUGUUGGCUGGAGCCUUCGCGGGCAUCAUGGAACAUACGGUUAUGUACCCGAUUGACGCUAUCAAGACCAGGAUGCAAAUCAUGAACCCGUCACCGAGCGCGAUGUACAACGGCAUCGCCCACGCUGCGGGAAAGAUCUCGGCGACCGAGGGAGUGAGAUCGUUGUGGCGCGGCAUCGCAAGUGUUGCGGUCGGUGCGGGUCCCGCCCACGCAAUCUACUUCGCUACUUACGAGAGCGUCAAGCAUAACUUGGGAGGCAACAUCGGAAAUGAGCAUCACCCCUUCGUCGCUGGUUUUGCCGGCGCUUGCGCUACUACCGCGAGCGAUGCCCUCAUGAAUCCGUUCGACGUCGUGAAGCAGCGGAUGCAGGUCCACGGAUCUACAUACAAGUCUAUCGGUGAUUGUGCCAAGACGGUGUACCGCCUCGAGGGACUGAAAGCCUUUUACAUUUCGUAUCCGACAACGCUUGCUAUGACCAUCCCAUUCACCGCGAUACAAUUUGCGGCAUAUGACUCCCUCAGCAAGUUCUUCAACCCCCGCAGGGGAUACGAUCCCAUGUCUCACUGUCUUUCCGGAGGACUCGCUGGCGCUGUCGCUGCAUCCGUCACGACUCCCUUGGAUGUCAUCAAGACCCUCCUGCAGACCCGCGGGACUGCUAGGGACGAGCGCAUCCGGAACUGUAAAGGACUCUUUGACGCCGCCAAAAUCAUCCAUGAACGCGAGGGGAUGCGUGGCUUCAUGAGGGGACUUCAGCCUCGCAUCGUCACUACUAUGCCGUCCACUGCGAUCUGCUGGACUGCCUACGAGAUGGCGAAGUUCUACCUGAUACGGAACAGCGCGGAGUCUUCCAGAGCCUCCUAGAUGACGAUACGAUACCAUUGCUAACCACCUUUCCCCUGUGAGCACUUACUACAACUUCAGCUUUCUAGAUCAGCAUCAUUACAAGCGUACCUUUCUUCUCCCUUGGUUCCUGCGACGAGAAUUGGUAUCU